Messenger RNA from Malania oleifera, 2117 nucleotides. RefSeq names its product transcription factor MYB62-like. The transcript is spliced from 2 exons. Lineage: Eukaryota; Viridiplantae; Streptophyta; Magnoliopsida; Santalales; Ximeniaceae. The record is from RefSeq and is a predicted model, not a curated record. The coding region runs from base 1128 to 1910 and encodes 260 amino acids. Gene Ontology annotation, biological process: regulation of DNA-templated transcription. Gene Ontology annotation, cellular component: nucleus. Gene Ontology annotation, molecular function: DNA-binding transcription factor activity; sequence-specific DNA binding.
AUUGCAUCAUCACCACGAUUAGUAAUUUAAAAUUGGGUUCUCUUCAGCAAACCCAGAAGGCUGCCUUUUCCAAGCAACCCACCCCUUAAAACGUUACAACCACGUUUUCGACACAGAGCCACCCCCACCAUGCAUAUAUCUUUAUAUGCAUAAUUCUUUUUAAUACUACGUGGUUCAGUCAAGCACGUUUCAUGGUAUACUUGAUGAAGAGAAUCUAGAAAGAAAGAACGAUCAAUGCAUGCACUUUUUCUUCUUCUUUUUUUCUUUUUCCAAGUAUUUUAAUUAGUCUGCUUUCGUUUUCUUCAAUUCCAUUAAUGCUUGACAUUUUUAGGGUUCUCCAUUCCACUCAAGAUUAUCUUCAGCUUGGAAAUUUAAGCCCUGAGUUAUGAAUGUUAAGCACUGAACUAUGUCUAUAUGAGUUACACUGUAGCAAGUAAUUAACUAUGUCUAUAUGAAGUAGAUUACAUAACAUUGUUUACAUUAAUUUUUUAAUUAAAAAACUUCAUAUUAAGUAUGCUAGUUGGGUGACAUGAAAAGUAUUUUAUAUUUUUUAGAUUGACGAAUUGUUAAUAAGUCUUGCUUUUCGCUGGCCGUGCAAAUCAAUUAAAUAAUUUCAACGUGAGGAAAUUUAAAUUUUAAAAUCAUCUCAAUAUUGUCAGGGUUUACAUCAGCUACGAGAUGAUAAAUGCCAAACUGCUAGAAGGAUAAUCUUAUAUGAAUUUCAAAUCUUAGAUAAAGUAAAAAUUUGCAAAAGAAAUUAAGCAGUUUGUUGGGCAGCUAGCUAUAUGUAACUGGGUAAUUAAUAGACCAAUAAUAUUCCUAAUAGCUCAUCAAUAGAAAGUCUAAUUAUUUGAAUAAUAUUACAAAGACAUUGACACGUGGGGGAAGGUGAAUGGAAGCCCCAUAUGAGGUGUAGCUACUUCUGCAAGCUAGCUAAUUAAAUAGCUACUUCUUUUGAAAAUUAAGCUGCCAGUACUGCAUGCGUCUAUUGUUCAGAGACUCAAAAAGUCAUGAGGGCAGCUAGCACUCCAUCUUAAAUCUUAUGAGUGUAAAUUUAUAUAUAUACAUAUCUGGUUUUGAGGGUUAUUCCCUCUCCCAUGAAUGAAUGAAAACUGCACCUAGCUGCCAUGACUUCAUCAUUAAGUAAAACCAAAAGCAGCAACUCCAGCAGUACUGAAGAAGAUGCAGAGGUGAUGAGGAGAGGGCCGUGGACUCCUGAAGAAGAUGAUCUUCUCAUUCAAUACAUUGCUUCUCAUGGGGAAGGCCGUUGGAAUCUGCUUGCAAAAUGCGCUGGAUUAAGGAGAAGCGGGAAGAGUUGCAGAUUGAGAUGGCUGAAUUACUUGAAGCCUGACGUGAAGCGUGGAAAUCUGAGUCUGCAAGAGCAACUGUUGAUUCUUGAACUGCAUUCCAAGUGGGGAAACAAGUGGUCCAAGAUUGCCCAGCACUUGCCAGGGAGAACAGAUAACGAGAUCAAAAACUACUGGAGAACUCAAGUCCAAAAACAAGCACGCUACCUUAACAUUGACUCCAACAGCGCUGCUUUUCAGAACGUCAUCAAAUGCUUUUGGAUGCCCAAAUUGCUUCAGAAGAUUGAAGCAGGCCAGCCAUCUUCCCAAACCACACCACUACAGCUUCCUCCUCAACCCUUCACGACUGCACCGCCACCGCCGACGCCACCGACGCCUCAGCUUUCGCCGCCACAAGGUCCUCCGGAUGCCUCGGAAGAGCGCCCAGAAGAUUCUUUUGAAGCCAUGUUGGGCAGUAGCAGUAUUAAUGAUGGCAUGGAACUCUUCAGCUUGGAUAGUUUUCAGAUCACUCCAGUGGCUGGGAAUUAUCAAACGGUGGGAAGUGAUUGGGGGGGAAAUGAUUUGGCAGAUUGUUUUUGGAACAUGGAUGAUGAGUCGUUGUAGCAGUUUUAAUUUGCUGCCGGAAAUAUUUAUUACCCUACUUACCUUCAACCGUACUGUAUACUUCAUCACGUACCUACGUUUGUGAUUUAGAUUAGAUAUAUAUCGAUCUCUGUUAUGAUGAAUUUGAUGAGCAAUUUGUAAAUUUUUUCCCCACGUACCCACAGCAAAGAGGAAUUAAAUAAAUGUUUGUUAUGUUUUUGACACAUA